AUGCUGAAAUUGGAUAUGCUGGGUGAGGGCCGUGUGUUUGACGCCGCGAGACUGUAUCUUGGUCACUCGGUUUGCGUUCUUAUUGCUGGGUAUCUACUUUGGACUCUCUAUCAGGGUCUGCUUGGUCCAACGAGCGGAAUCCCUGGGCCGUGGCUGGCUCGGUUUAGUCGGUUCUGGCUGUUCAAGGAGACACGCAUGGGACGGUUCGAACAAGCGAAUAUCGAGUUACAUAAGAAAUAUGGUCCUGUCGUCCGCAUCGCCCCGGCUACAUUCAGCAUCAACGACCCGGCAGCCCUAAAGACCAUCUACUCGUCUGGCUCCAAGUUCCCCAAAUCAGAUUUCUACCGUCCAUUCGGGGAUCCCGCGAAAGACAAGAGGCAUCUAUUCUCAGAGCAGAAUAACCAGCUACACGCACUGAACCGACGCAAAAUUUCAUCGCUGUAUUCCAUGUCGACGCUGGUCACGUACGAACAUUUCGUCGACCGAUGCAACCAGAUGCUAUGCGACCGCCUAGACAGCUUCGCAAAAGACAAAGAAGCGUUCGAUGUGCCGACCUGGAUGCAAUAUUAUGCAUUUGACGUCAUUGGUGAUAUCACAACAAGUCAACCAUUUGGUCUUCUCGAGACCGGCAACGACGCAUGGGGUGUGCUCAAAAGCAUCGACCAGAGUCUGAAAUACGGAUCCACAGUUGGAAUCUUUCCCGAAUUGCACGCCUGGAUCGCAUUAGCCGGUCGAACCCUUCGACAACAAAUCCCACUUGAAUCCGUGAACUUGUAUAUUCAACAUCAGAUCGACACGCGGUCCGGGGAAAGUGACGAGAAGACGUCCUCCCGGAAUGACUUCCUAUCAAGGCUCCUCACUCUCAGAAGCGCCGACAAGGUCAAUGACUUCCAACUUUUCACUACCGUCGGCGCGAAUAUCGCCGCUGGAUCUGAUACAACCGCUAUAUCUCUUAGCAGUGUGGUCUACUCUUUACUCAAGAACCCAGAGGCCGCGAGAAAACUGAGGGAGGAAAUCGACUCACUUGCUCUAGACGGAAAACUCUCGGAACAGGUUACCUUCGAACAGGCUCGACAGAUGCCGUAUCUGCAGGCGUGUAUUAAGGAGGCGCUGCGAGUUCACCCGGCCACAGGGAGACCGUUGGUGCGCGAUGUACCGUCCGAGGGGGUUACUUUAGCCGGGAAAUAUUUCCCAGGAGGGAGCUCGGUAGGAGUCAAUACCUGGGUGAUCCAUAAUAACGAAGACGUGUUCGGUCCCGACGCCUCAGAGUUCCGACCCGAGCGAUGGUUGGAAAACGAUAAGGCGACGUUGUCUUUUAUGGAGCAGAAUUUUAUCCCCUUCGGGGCUGGUGCUCGUACCUGCAUUGGUAAGAAUAUCAGUUUGCUGGAGAUGUCGAAGGUCAUUCCGCAGCUGUACCGGAAGUAUGAGUUUGAGUUGGCUCCUGGAGAGGAGAUGACUACCUGGGAGGCGUGGUUCGUGAAGCCCAAGUUCCGGUGCUUUGUCAGAGAACGGAAGGAUAUUUGA
Molecule: messenger RNA, 1524 nt
Organism: Aspergillus affinis
Lineage: Eukaryota; Fungi; Ascomycota; Eurotiomycetes; Eurotiales; Aspergillaceae
Product: cytochrome P450
Exons: 5
Coding region: 1-1524 (507 amino acids)
Molecular function (GO): monooxygenase activity; heme binding; iron ion binding
Source: RefSeq, a predicted model, not a curated record